This is a messenger RNA of Drosophila busckii, 600 nucleotides long. Its product is annotated as V-type proton ATPase 16 kDa proteolipid subunit. The record is from RefSeq and is a predicted model, not a curated record. Bases 72 to 554 code for a protein of 160 amino acids. Gene Ontology annotation, molecular function: proton-transporting ATPase activity, rotational mechanism. Gene Ontology annotation, biological process: proton transmembrane transport. Gene Ontology annotation, cellular component: proton-transporting V-type ATPase, V0 domain. The transcript has a single exon. Lineage: Eukaryota; Metazoa; Arthropoda; Insecta; Diptera; Drosophilidae.
AGAUCAAACCGCUUCAAAGCAUCUGAAAUAAUAAUUUUCAAAAGUAAAUUUAAAUCAAUAACAACUCUUAAAUGAGCGAUAAAAAUGAAGACGAUGAGAAUGAUAAGCCACCAUAUGCAUUCUUCUUUGGUGGCAUGGGUGCGGCGUCCGCCAUAAUUUUUUCCGCCUUGGGCGCGGCAUACGGAACCGCCAAGUCUGGCACGGGCAUUGCGGCAAUGGCUGUAAUGCGUCCAGAGCUGAUUAUGAAAUCAAUUAUUCCCGUGGUGAUGGCUGGCAUUAUAGCAAUCUAUGGACUGGUGGUCUCGGUGCUGAUUGCUGGCUCCUUGUCGCCCUCCUAUACCAUACGCAAGGGCUAUAUACAUUUGGCGGCUGGGUUAUCCGUUGGAUUUGCUGGCUUGGCGGCUGGCUUUGCCAUUGGCAUUGUGGGUGAUGCUGGCGUGCGCGGCACAGCGCAGCAGCCACGCCUCUUUGUGGGCAUGAUCUUGAUAUUGAUCUUUGCCGAGGUGCUGGGUCUCUAUGGCCUGAUUGUGGCCAUCUAUCUGUACACCAAGUAAAAGUCAAUUAAAAUUGCUGCUUGCCUAACUAGAGAGCGCAUAUAAC